Molecule: messenger RNA, 4261 nt
Organism: Dipodomys spectabilis (banner-tailed kangaroo rat)
Lineage: Eukaryota; Metazoa; Chordata; Mammalia; Rodentia; Heteromyidae
Product: protein argonaute-3
Exons: 19
Coding region: 63-2645 (860 amino acids)
Biological process (GO): regulation of stem cell proliferation; regulatory ncRNA-mediated gene silencing
Molecular function (GO): protein binding; RNA binding
Source: RefSeq, a predicted model, not a curated record
GCGCCUCCUCGCUCCCGUAGCGGGCGCACCUCUCCCUCGGAGCGCGUCCCUCAGCUCCAUGAAUGGAAAUCGGCUCAGCAGGACCUGUUGGGGCCCAGCCCCUACUCAUGGUGCCCAGAAGACCUGGCUAUGGCACCAUGGGCAAACCCAUCAAACUACUGGCUAACUGUUUUCAAGUUGAAAUCCCAAAGAUUGAUGUCUACCUCUAUGAAGUAGAUAUUAAACCAGACAAAUGUCCUAGGAGAGUGAAUAGAGAAGUAGUUGACUCAAUGGUUCAGCAUUUUAAAGUCACUAUAUUUGGAGACCGUAGACCAGUUUAUGAUGGAAAGAGAAGCCUUUAUACAGCCAAUCCACUUCCUGUGGCAACAAGUGGGGUAGAUUUAGAUGUUACAUUACCAGGAGAAGGUGGGAAAGAUCGACCUUUCAAGGUAUCCAUCAAAUUUAUCUCUCGAGUGAGCUGGCACCUACUACAUGAAGUACUGACAGGACGAAGUUUGCCUGAACCACUGGAAUUAGACAAGCCCAUCAGCACUAACCCUGUCCAUGCCGUUGAUGUGGUGCUCCGACAUCUGCCCUCCAUGAAAUACACUCCUGUGGGGCGUUCCUUUUUCUCAGCUCCAGAAGGAUAUGACCACCCUCUGGGAGGGGGCAGGGAAGUAUGGUUUGGAUUCCAUCAAUCUGUUCGGCCUGCCAUGUGGAAAAUGAUGCUUAAUAUUGAUGUUUCUGCCACUGCCUUCUACAAAGCACAACCUGUAAUUCAGUUCAUGUGUGAAGUUCUUGAUAUUCAUAAUAUUGAUGAGCAACCAAGACCUCUGACUGAUUCUCAUCGGGUAAAAUUCACCAAAGAGAUAAAAGGUCUGAAGGUUGAAGUGACUCAUUGUGGAACAAUGAGGAGGAAAUACCGUGUUUGUAAUGUAACGAGAAGGCCUGCCAGUCAUCAAACUUUUCCUUUACAGUUAGAAAAUGGCCAAACCGUGGAGAGAACAGUAGCACAGUAUUUCAGAGAAAAGUAUACUCUUCAGCUGAAGUACCCACACCUUCCUUGUCUACAAGUGGGACAGGAACAGAAGCAUACCUACCUGCCACUAGAAGUAUGUAACAUUGUAGCUGGGCAGCGGUGUAUCAAGAAGCUGACUGACAAUCAGACAUCCACUAUGAUCAAGGCAACAGCACGAUCUGCACCAGAUAGGCAAGAAGAAAUUAGCAGAUUGGUUCGGAGUGCAAAUUAUGAAACAGACCCAUUUGUUCAAGAAUUCCAAUUUAAAGUUCGGGAUGAAAUGGCACAUGUAACUGGACGAGUACUUCCAGCUCCAAUGCUCCAGUAUGGAGGACGGAAUCGAACAGUAGCAACACCAAGCCAUGGAGUAUGGGACAUGCGAGGAAAACAAUUCCACACAGGAGUGGAAAUCAAAAUGUGGGCUAUAGCUUGUUUUGCCACCCAGAGGCAGUGUAGAGAAGAAAUAUUGAAGGGUUUCACGGACCAGCUGCGUAAAAUUUCCAAGGAUGCAGGGAUGCCCAUCCAAGGUCAGCCUUGUUUCUGCAAAUACGCACAGGGAGCAGACAGUGUGGAGCCCAUGUUCCGGCAUCUCAAGAACACCUACUCAGGGCUGCAGCUCAUUAUUGUCAUUCUGCCAGGGAAGACACCAGUAUAUGCGGAGGUAAAACGUGUAGGAGAUACUCUUUUGGGUAUGGCAACACAGUGUGUGCAAGUGAAGAAUGUGAUAAAGACAUCCCCUCAAACUCUCUCAAACUUGUGCCUAAAGAUAAAUGUUAAACUUGGAGGAAUCAAUAAUAUUCUUGUACCUCAUCAAAGACCUUCUGUGUUCCAGCAACCAGUGAUCUUUUUGGGAGCAGAUGUCACUCACCCACCUGCUGGUGAUGGAAAGAAGCCUUCUAUUGCUGCUGUUGUGGGUAGUAUGGAUGCCCACCCGAGCAGAUACUGUGCCACAGUAAGAGUUCAGAGACCCCGACAAGAGAUCAUACAGGACUUGGCCUCCAUGGUCCGGGAACUUCUCAUCCAGUUUUAUAAGUCAACUCGGUUCAAACCUACUCGUAUCAUCUUUUAUCGGGACGGUGUUUCAGAGGGACAGUUUAGACAGGUAUUAUAUUAUGAACUACUAGCAAUUCGAGAAGCCUGCAUCAGUUUGGAAAAAGAUUAUCAACCUGGGAUAACCUACAUUGUAGUUCAGAAGAGACAUCACACUCGAUUAUUUUGUGCUGAUAGGACAGAAAGGGUUGGAAGAAGUGGCAAUAUCCCAGCUGGAACAACUGUUGACACAGACAUUACACACCCAUAUGAGUUUGAUUUUUACCUCUGUAGCCAUGCUGGAAUACAGGGUACCAGCCGUCCUUCCCACUACCAUGUUUUAUGGGAUGAUAACUGCUUUACUGCAGAUGAACUUCAGCUGCUCACUUACCAGCUCUGUCACACCUAUGUUCGCUGUACACGAUCUGUUUCCAUACCUGCACCAGCGUAUUAUGCUCACUUGGUGGCAUUCAGAGCCAGAUAUCAUCUCGUGGACAAAGAACAUGACAGUGCUGAAGGAAGCCACGUUUCAGGACAGAGUAAUGGACGAGAUCCACAAGCUCUUGCCAAGGCUGUACAGAUUCACCAAGAUACCUUACGCACAAUGUACUUUGCUUAACAUAAGUCCAAGUGUGUCUGGGAAGAAGCACUGAAAGAUGAGUCAUUGUACAGCCUACGUUGCCAGUGAGGUUGGUUCAGUAGGGAUGCCUCUAACUGUGUAGUGGCCACCACCGUGGGAGGUCUGGUCCUUCUAUUGAUCCAAGGAAGAUUGUUUACUUCAUUGAGGAACGCAGCACAUAUUUAUGCAAUAUGAACCCAGCCAGCUGCUUUAUUGUGCAGUCUCCUGUAGGAAGUAUUACAAUUGUUUCAUUUUCACUUCUGAUAGUCUAACCCUUUUAAUGCCUUUACCUCAAGUUGCUUGGCAGCACAACUAUCUUUGCAAAAAAAAAAAAAAAAAGGAAAGAGAAGUUUAAAAAACACAUACAUGAAUGAAUAACCAGAGUAAUUGUUGACUAUUAUAUGUGUGCAAAAAAAGUGCACUCAUAUAUUAUAAAAAGAGUCUGUAUUUUUAAAUGUGUACAUGCAUACUUCAUAUGCAUACAUAUCUGGAACUAGACUCAUGACCUACAUGUGUAUCUGUGUAUAUAUUUUAUGAUUCAUUCCAGUGGGGAACUUCAUUUCUGUUUUAUUUUCCCUUUACUACCACUUAUAUCUCUCUCUAUCGCCUUCCUCAUCUACAUUUUUUCCCUUCAUGCUACUGUGACAUUCAAGUGUUUUAUACACAUAGUUUGUUUGAAUGUGACGCACAGCGAACUAGACUAGUGUUUUGAGAUUGCACACCUGUCUCCUGUCUCAGUCCUCAGCUCCGUCUUAUGUGAGUGUGUCUGCUCUUUCCUGCUGUGGACUUACAUUUCCAUGUGUGCAAUGUGUACAUAAGCAGUAGCAAUCUAAAUUAUUAUUUUCUUUAGUGAAUUUGUUAAAGCUGCUAUAAAUAUAAAACCUUGUCAGAAGUUGUAACUCAGAUAGAGAAAUCCCUUAAAGCUUUUUUUUUUUUUAAUAAAGGGCAAACAUUUUAAAAGAUUGGAAUUCUUAGGUUGAGGCCUCCAAAAUUGUGUGAAGAAAGAAAAAGAUUCUUGGGAGGAGGGGGUACUAACUUUUAUUUUUGCUAGUUUACUUACUGCCUCUCAUGUUUUAAUGUGAUUUUCAUAUAUAUAUUUUUAUAUAUAUGUGUGUAUAUAUAAACAUAUAUGUAUGCAUUUUGAAGUAUAACUUUUCUUUUAUAUUUGUUAGAAUAGUGCUUUAAAAAACAAAACUGUAUUGGCUACAUCUUCAGUCUUACAGGAAAGCUGGGUCUGUCUGACAUCCUAGCCACAGGCAGUAGGCAAAACCUCCACCUCCAUCACUUUAAAAGGGCAAAGUACUACAGCCUUAAUUUUAAAAGGAAAGUUUCUUGAUUUUUAGUUUUAAUAUGUCUUUUAAAAAAUCAUAAUGAAGCAAAAUUGAAUGAGUCUCAUCUUGAAGGUCACAGUUAUAUUUCAAUUAAGAAAUGAUAUAACAGUUUGAGAUUUAAAAGAUUAUCAAAUUAUGUGAAAAUAGAAUCAUGUUUAUUGAAGAACCAUACUGAUUAUUUUCAUUUUACUAAAAGGAAUCAGGAAAAUACAGGAUUGUACUUUUAAAAGGCUUUUGUUUUUGCUUUUGCUCACUUAUUACCAGUGUUAACUUUCUUUUUAAAAU